Molecule: messenger RNA, 484 nt
Organism: Pelobates fuscus (common spadefoot toad)
Lineage: Eukaryota; Metazoa; Chordata; Amphibia; Anura; Pelobatidae
Product: cytochrome c oxidase assembly protein COX14
Exons: 2
Coding region: 93-269 (58 amino acids)
Source: RefSeq, a predicted model, not a curated record
CUCUCCCAGAGCCAAUCUCUGUUGUGCCCAGAGUAGUCAGGUGGUGUCUGUACGCCGGAAAUGAUGUCAGAGUGUUCCUGAAAGUCACAGGAAUGGCUUCCCCCAAGAAGUUUGCAGACGUUGGCUACAAGCUGUUCUCAACAUCUAUGAUGCUGUUAACCCUCUAUGGGGGCUACUUGUGUAGUAUGCGAGCUUACCGAUUUUUCCAGAGAAGAGAACAGCUGAGGAUAGCUGCUGAAAACCAGACGGAGGAAAUUAUGAAAGACUGAAUGCACAUCUCCCCUUUCUCAUGCAAUGAUCUGGCCUCCAAGUACAACUUUAUCAUCGAAUGACUGAUUGCAUCCACUUUAGCCCUAUUCUUAUCAUUACAGAAUGCAGCCAUUACUUAUUGGAUCAGCCAUUAUAGUGCUGAUUUCCAUGUGGACCACUGCAUUAUGACAUGAUUUUGGUUCCCUUUGUGAAUAAAUUUGUAUUUUUCACCAUA